Messenger RNA from Ornithodoros turicata, 3759 nucleotides. RefSeq names its product protein GPR107-like. Bases 88 to 1779 code for a protein of 563 amino acids. The record is from RefSeq and is a predicted model, not a curated record. Gene Ontology annotation, biological process: transport. Lineage: Eukaryota; Metazoa; Arthropoda; Arachnida; Ixodida; Argasidae. The transcript is spliced from 16 exons. Gene Ontology annotation, cellular component: Golgi apparatus; membrane.
AACAUGAGCAGUGCGAGGGUGUGAGAGUGUGCAGUGUUUGCGAGUGCGAACAACAGGGCUUCGGCUACGGCACGCUAAUUUAUAUUUAUGAAUAUCAUGCUUCGUUGCGGUUUAAUAAUUGUCUUAUUGCUACUGUGCUUCCCUGUUUACGAUGCGAGGAAUCACCGCCUGUCACUUACGAAUGAACCUCGAAGGUUUUUCACAGUCACAACGUUCGGGUUUUUCGUUGGAGGAAACCUGAACGUCGAAGUCGAAAAGCUGUCGUUCUUUCCUAAGUCUAACAAGGUUGGCUUUAGCCUCACGAGAACAGCUACAGACAGCGUGAAUCCAUAUCCUGAUGGCCGCAUCGAAGGGUGUCCCCUGGAUGAAGUCAAAGAAGACAUGUACGUCUUGACCUUGGCAUUACGGCAAAAUAGGAAUUUAAGCGAUGAGCUUGUGCUCUUAUGCAACCAAAACUUCAGCGAAUUAACCAUAAGUCACGUUGAGAACUGGAAGCCACAACUUCGUACCCCUCGGCAAACCGGUGUGCACGAAAACUACAGGUCAAUACGGAGCAUUCCUGGUGAACCGUCCGAUGUGGAGCAGAAAGUCGCACAGCCUGUGAUAGACAAUAACACUCGUGUGGCUACUUCUGCGAAAGCGCUUCCAAAACAGAGCAGUGGGAAGUGCCCCAAUGUUGUGAUUCCCUUGCAGAAGAUAAUUCAAGUGGACGGAACCAUUGUGUACAGCUUCCAGUUCUCUAUAGACAUCGAAAGGAAGGAAUAUGAGGGCUUGUAUAGCCUUUAUUUUCACAAUUGCUAUCACAGCUUUGCUGAGAUGAUGAACAGCUCAGCAAAUUUGUCCCUGACAAUCUCUGAGAAGAACGACGGGAGCUUCCUCUCAGCUGGCGAAAUCCCCUUGCCACAGGUGUACUUCCUUAUGUCAAUAUCAUUCUUUGCUGCUGGAUGUUACUGGAUUCAUACUCUGCGUCAGAGAAGGCAAGACACCUUCAAAAUUCACUACCUUAUGGGGCUCCUCGUCUUUGUCAAGUCCUGUUCUCUCCUCUUCCACGGGGUGAACUUCUAUUUUAUCUCCAAGGAUGGAUCUCCUAUUGAGGCCUGGGCCGUAAUGUUCUACAUUACUCACCUACUGAAGGGGGCAUUGCUGUUCAUAACAAUUGUGCUCAUCGGAACCGGUUGGGCAUUCAUUAAGCACAUUCUCAGCGACAAAGAUAAGAAGAUAUUUAUGAUCGUCAUACCCCUGCAGUUAUUGGCCAAUGUUGCUCAAAUUAUCAUGGAAGAGAGCGAGGAGGGAGAGUCGCAGCACACAACGUGGCGGGAAGUUUUCAUUCUAGUCGACCUGCUGUGCUGCGGGGCAAUCCUGUUUCCCGUCGUGUGGUCAAUCCGCCACCUUCAGGAAGCUUCACAGACUGACGGAAAGGCUGCAAUCAACCUCGAAAAGCUGAAGCUCUUUAGGCAUUUCUAUGUGAUGAUUGUCUGCUACAUCUACUUCACAAGGAUCAUUGUGUUUCUGCUGAAGAUCACCGUGCCAUUCCGCUAUGAGUGGUUAGAUGAGCUCUUCAGGGAGGGAGCUACCAUGGUUUUCUUCAUUCUCACGGGUUACAAAUUCCGACCCACACCUACAAAUCCUUACUUCCGUCUCAACCAAGAGGAAGAAGAAAUGGAAGAAGUCCUCACAACGACGGGACUGACAGAAACAACGUGCAAGACCCUGCGCAACAGGGACCUACACGACGGCUCGGCGGCGGCCAAGCGUGAGAGUAGUCACGAAUACGAUUAAAAGAUGCACAAAGCGCUUCACUUUCUAGGACGUGCAGAGAACUGGCGCAAAUUGAUUUCCGUACCAAUUAUACAACCUUUCGGCAUGUGGUUAUCAACAUAAGACUGCUGUGAGGCACACACAAGCUGUUUAGAUCUCCACGCAAGAUAUAUUUUCUGUGCACAUAAAUCUGCCAUGCUUUAACGGAACACUUUUGUCGUCGUAAAUUUCUCAGUAUGCCAUCACGAAAGCGAGAAAUGAGAAGGGUCUAGUAAAACAUCUCGACCCCGACAGUAUAGCAAACGUCAGUUACUGGAAACAGUGGAGCACUUGUCACUUUUUAUUUAUGUACAUGCAUCGUGAAGGUAAGCUGGCCUUGAAGUGCACGAAAGACAUGACAGUGUCUGUGUCCGCGCUUCGUGAUGUAAAGAAAGAGUGUGUUUUUAACUUAUGUGUUAUGCUUUUACAUAGUGACUCAUCAUACCGAAAGCAAUUUGGUUUCUGGAGGAUUGCAGGGCUAGAAGCAUGUAAAUAUAUUUGAGGUAUUGGUGGUACAGGUGAGCUGAUUGAGAAAGUCCCAUUGUACAGGUUGUUGAGUGACGAAUAGCCUACGUUAUUUUCUCUGUUUUUGCUCCUCAUUGUGUUUGUAAGGAACCAUUUUUCAGUAGCAGCCUGAUGUGGUUCACAUAUUCCAAGUUUGACAUGCACACGAGUGAUAGUCAGUGAACAUAACUGAGAAUCGUACUGAUUUCUGUGCACAAGUAUUGAAGAAUGAAACUGCUGGCAUAUACUAAGUUUUCAAGUUUUCAAAAAGCACAUGCACACUUUUUUUUUUCAUUUCGUCAUAUCUUAUUUUAAUAUUGUUGUACCUUUUGUUGCAGUUGCAAUAUCCAUGCAACAGCAACACAAUGGUCAUCUUCAUCAUGCGUAUUGUUGCUAACGAAAGUGGACCCUGUAAAUAAACACGACAGACUAAGUGUGAGUGCUGCCAUUUUUACGCUGGCACAGCUUCAGUCUUGAUCAGUGUGGAUGUGCUCAGCCCAGAAAAGAACAAAAAAAAAAAUAUUAAAAGGUAGAAUGCCUAAAUUUAUAUCUCAAUAACUGAGUAAUUUCCAUUCAAAAUUGUAAUUUGCGUGAGUCAGUGAAAUACAGCUUUGGUUUUUGCGUAAAGAUCUGGUAAAAGUAAUCUCAAAAUUCUGGUGCACCGAAGGAUAAGGUAACCUUUGAAAUGUGUCCAAGAUUUAUUUGGUAUAUUACAUCUUACUUGGUAUUACAGAGUACAGUGUCACAUGCCACAGAUGUAGGUCUCAAUUUCCCUGGGUAUUUUGCUGAAUAGUGUUGUUCGCUGCAGGCAUAGGUCUCAUUUGAAGUGAGGAAUAUUUCACACUCAAGAAACGUACAACAUAAUAAAACUGUAACAGCAGUUCACAUUUUGGAGUGUGUAUAUAUAACAUAUCUACAGAACUCAAAUUCAGCUUCAUAGCUGGUGUUAUGACCCUGAGAGAGAGAAUAUGACUGGAGGAAGACCUUGAAGUGCUGCUAAAUUAUUCAAACGGCCUUCAGUGUGAAUAUGUCUGCAAUGACUGGAGUGUCCCUCUCCACAUACAUUCUUUUCAUUUUGUCACAUUGGAUGGCCGCCUUUCGCUGCACUCGAUAUGUAGGAGGCAUUGUUACACAAGUGUGUGCUAGUUAGAUAUAUCCUCGUUCCCACUGACACAGUCCUGAAGUGUCCUAUAGCUGUGAGUGACCCAUUUUUCAAUUCACUGAACUCAAUAAAGAUACUGUACUUAAAUUGAAAAGUUUCUCGCAGUUUACCCAGACAGUCUGCAGAGUACCACGGGAAGCUUUGUAGGACUUCUGGGUUCAGUGUGGCUUAGGAUGGGGAGUACUACGUCCCCAUGGAAUUAGGUUUUGGUAGUGAAAAAAAAUGCUGCAUCCACAGCAACAUGUUUGGUGUAUGACAGUUUGUAAAAAUAAACAUGCAGGUGAUUUAGUCGUUUU